AUGAGCUCCGACAGUGAAGACGUCUACCACCACCCAGUAGUUGCUGUCUCCCAUGGCCCCGGUCCGCUCUGGCUGCUCAAGCACGGCGAGGAAAACCGAACGAGUAGGCCGGCUAGGAACGUGGCCUCCAUCUUCAAGAAGCUGUACCCCGGUGGAGCCCACAAGCCGAAGCGAAUUCUGCUGGUGUCUGCGCACUGGGAGACUUAUCGAAUCGGCUUUGAGAUCUCCAAGUCACCCGCACCAGGAAUGCUGUUCGACUACGAAGGAUUUCCCCCAGAUGCGUACAAGGUGGUGUACCGAGCCAAGGGCGACGCAGACUUAGCGAACGAGGUGGCCACACUGCUGACAAGGAGCAAGAUCAAGGCGACGCAGGUGCUACGCGCAUUCGACCACGCGGCGUUUGUGCCCAUGACCCUCAUCCGCCGCCAAGCGGACAUUCCGGUGGUGACGCUGUCGAUCAACUGGAAGUUGAACUCGCGCGCGCACUUCGAGCUCGGCCGGGCGUUGGCUCCUCUGCGAGAUCAGGACACACUGAUCAUCUGCUCUGGGCAGGCAACGCACGGUUUACGGGGAGAAGGAGACGCGAUCCCGCAGUCCGGACUCGAUUUCCAGGAGUGGCUCGACUUGGUGCUGACCAAGGGCGAGGGCAGCGAGGACCUCUCCUAUGCGCAGCGACGAGAAAAGCUACUGGCGUGGGAGUCGGCACCUGGCGCACUGGAGGCGCACCCGAGGGCAGACCACUUCAUGCCGUUCCUGGUCGCAGCAGGCGCCGGCAUGGAGAAGAAGACCCCAGAGGCAACCAAGCUGUUCGGCGGCUGGGGCACCGAGAACCACCUCUCCUACGCGUCCUACGCGUGGGGCACACCGCCGACGGCAGCACCGGCAGCAACGGCAUCGGGCAAGGCGCAAGGCGCAGGAAUAGCAAAAUGA
Phytophthora sojae is the source of this 930-nucleotide messenger RNA. RefSeq lists its product as hypothetical. The record is from RefSeq and is a predicted model, not a curated record. Gene Ontology annotation, molecular function: zinc ion binding; ferrous iron binding; oxidoreductase activity, acting on single donors with incorporation of molecular oxygen. The transcript has a single exon. NCBI's taxonomy places the organism in Eukaryota, Oomycota, Peronosporomycetes, Peronosporales, Peronosporaceae. Bases 1 to 930 code for a protein of 309 amino acids.